Messenger RNA from Cordyceps militaris CM01, 5409 nucleotides. Its product is annotated as bacteriodes thetaiotaomicron symbiotic chitinase, putative. Gene Ontology annotation, biological process: carbohydrate metabolic process. Gene Ontology annotation, molecular function: chitin binding. The transcript has 13 exons. The record is from RefSeq and is a predicted model, not a curated record. Lineage: Eukaryota; Fungi; Ascomycota; Sordariomycetes; Hypocreales; Cordycipitaceae. Bases 1 to 5409 code for a protein of 1802 amino acids.
AUGCUUCAUCGACGACCUCGGCCAGCUUUCCGAGGCCCGUCAAGGUCGCUGUGUCUGUUUCUCAUCUUCUUCGCUUUACUUUUGGCGCAGACAAGUUUGGCGCAGCAAGACGCUACCUGCUCCGAGACAAAGAAUUGUAAAUCUGGAUGUAAGAUGCCCCCGUACCUGGCCAGCUGCACGCAUACUCAUCGUCGCAUAGGCUGUAGCUCUUCUGGCAGUUGUGGCUUUGGACCAAACUACUGCGGUACUGGCUGCAAGGGAACAUGUAAUGCCACAGCAGAAUGCGGAACAUACGCCAUCAAGGGCAGUGAGGACUGUCCGAUCAACUCAGUACGGGUUCUGUGGAACGACCGAGCUUACAUUGACUUGAGUGAUUUUUGUGGUGAUGGCUGCCAAAAGAACUCCAGAGGCGGAGGAUGCGGCAAGCCCGACCGAAAAUCGUGCGGGACCGACACGGAGGUUCUCGAUCUCAAGCGACGCAUCGGCUACUUUAACCUCGAUAACCUGGUCAGCUGGUGCAACCGAGUGAAUUUCGACAACAUUCCUCUCGGCGCAUGGACGGACUUGAACCUCGCCUUUGUGAAUUUCGGCGCUGAUUACAAGUUGAACAACAACUACGACGGCGCAUUGCUGCAUGCAGCGCUUCUUAAGAAAAACUACCCUACCCUGAGCGUAGCGAUUGCUGUUGGCGGCUGGACGUUCAGCGACCCCCCCAACUCGGCUGCUUGGUCCAACAUGGCUAGUACCAAGGAGAAUAGAAAGACAUUCAUUGACUCCGUGGUCGGUGUCUUGAAAAAGUUUGGACUGGAUGGCGUUGACCUUGCACCCGACAGAGGAGGCAAACCGGAAGAUGCCGCCAACUUUGUUUCGCUCCUGGGCGAGAUGCGAGAUGGCUUUGAUGCUGAGAACCCGUCUUGGACUAUUUCUGCCACCAUUCCCACCAGCUACUGGUACCUUCGCGGCUUCGAUUUGAAGGGUAUGCAAGAAAAGGCUUCGUGGCUCAAUCUGAUGUCGUAUGACUUGCACGGUGUCUGGGACCAUGACAACCACUUCACAGGGCCUUUUCUGCGCGGCCAUACCGAUAUCAGCGAAAUCCAGAUUGGCCUGGACAUUUUGCGCAGAAAUGACAUUGACAUGAAGAAUGUCGUCAUGGGCAUGGCCUUUUACGGCCGUUCCUUCACCGUCAGCAAGCCUAACUGCAUCGAGCCCAACGGGAUCUGCGAGUUUGCCACCGGCGGCCGACCGGGCAGCUGCUCCGGGCAGUCCGGCAUCCUGACGUACGGGGAGAUUUCGGCGCGCAACACCAGCCUCGACGUGUCGACGCACUACAACGCGACGACGACGGUCAAGUUCAACGUGUUCGAGACGGACCAGUGGAUCUCGUACGACGACGCGCAGUCGUGGACGGACAAGAAGAAGUUCCUGUCCGAGCAGUGCUUCGGCGGCCUCAUGGUGUGGUCGCUCGACCAGGACGACGACCAGUUCGACGCCCUGUACGGCCUCAUGGGCGACGUCUCCGGGCUCGAGCUCAGCGGCGGGCACCUGAGCAAGGACGCGCAGAGGAAGCUGGCACACGAGUUCGCGCCGUACACGGGGCAGGACUGCUUCGUCACGCCCCGGUGCACCGACGGCUCGGCCAAGGAGCAGGGCCCCGAGCAGGUCUGCCCCGGCGGCUACCAGUCCAUGGCCACGUCGCACGACCCGAAGCAGGCGCCCGGCCACGCGUACUUUGGCGACUGCGCCAAGGGCUGGUACCGGCACAUUUGCUGUCCCAAGGACGCGCUGCCCAAGCACUGCGAGUGGUCCAAGCCGACCACGUACGGCAACAGCCCGUACGCCCGGUGCGACAUCUACUGCCCCGUCGGCAAGUUCCUCCUCAACACGGACAACACCAUCGACCACCGCGGCGAGAAGCAGUGCGCCAGCGGCCGCCUGUCCAUCUGCUGCGACGCCAACAAGUACCUCGCCCAGUGCCGCUGGAGCUACUGCCAGGGCCCGACCAGCGAGCCCAGAAAGGACCUCAAGUGCCCGGACGGCUACCAGUACCAGACGCACCGCAUGGACAACGCCAUCGGCCAGCCCUGGUGCGCCGAGAGCUUUGGCGACGCAAAGCACGACCUGUACUGGAGCGCCCUCUGCUGUCCCACCAACGAGGGCUUCGCCAACUGCCACUGGUCCAACGAGGUCAGGACCGAGACCCCGGUGCCGCCGGGCGGGACCCCGGUGCCGGUCGCGUCCAUCGAGGACGUCUGCCGUCCCAACGCCUGUCCCGCGGGCGAGAUCGAGGUGGCCAACGCGCUGAACCCGCCGCCGAGCAACUACUUUGACACGCAGAGGCGCAUCCACAACUGCGACACCUACCAGCUGCCGCCGGGCCUCGACGCGCACUUUCCGUACUGCUGCGACCCGCCCGGGCGCUACAACUCAAAGUGGCCCGUCGACCCGGAGAAGCUGUUUGAGAUUUACUACAACCAGCCCAACAACUCGGACGUGGUGUGGUCCUACAGCGCCGAGGGGAGCAAUAACGACCGCAAGAACCCGUCUGGCGGCGGCGGCGGCUACGGCGACGAAGCCUAUGGGUUUGUUAUGCUCGACGGUCCCGAGGGCUCCAUUGACCACAGCUUCAGCACGACCUACUCGGUGGUGCGGAAAAAGCGCGAUGUCCCUCUCAAGAAGCGGAGUUAUCUCACCAGCAACCAGACCACGCUGGACUCGGUCUUUGACCACGCCGAGGAGGUUUUUCAGAUCUACUGCAACUUCCCGGAGGGCGCCGAGGAAUGCAGACGGCUCUGGAUCGACGGCCCUGAAAACACAAUCCUCCGACUCCCCAGUCACAUUGGCGAGGGCCCCUUUGCGCGCCUGGUGUACAUCAAGGAGCUGGACGCCGAGACGCACCAGCGCCUGCCCCGGCACCACCUCGAGCACCGGGCUGCCGCGUCCUUGCACGGACCCGUCUACGAAGUCAAAAUUGACUACGCCUUUCACGAAAUCGUACCCAAGGAUGCAAACAAGCCCGUGCGGAUGCGUGUCGACUUUACUAACUUGCACGGCUACUGGGAUGAGAUGGACGAGGCGGAGCCGGACAAGAAGGGAACGUCUGGGAAGCGCGAUGCCUCGUUUGGCUGGCACGAGCGCGUGAGGAGAGCAGUCUCUCGAGAUGACGUGUUGCGGAAACGGUCUGGGCCUAUCAAUGUGACGGUCCCUAUGGACCUUGACGAAGCGGCGAUGGCUGAAUGGGACGAUACAGGCAAACAGUUGAAUAAGCGCUGGUGGGGGACGUUUACAAGCUGGCUUGCCCGUCUGACAACGGUGACCAAAAGCGAGGUGGGAGAGCUGCCUCUCUACUACUCGGACAAGAUCAACCUCUUCUCUGCCAAAACAGGUUGCCCAGGCCGGUCCUACUUUGCAAGUCUCAAGGUCGACUUGGAGGCCGAGGUCAGCAUGGACGCGACAUACGCCUACUACCUGUCCGGGACGUUUAUCCCGCCGUCCAAGCCGGACGUGUACGCCUACUUCGGCAUGGACCCGCACGCCUACCUGGGGCUCAAGGUGACGGGCGACGCGCAGCUACAGUACACGUCCAAGAAGAAGAAGCUCAUCGACACGCUCUCGUACCCGGGCCUCGCGGUCAAGGGCAUCGCCGCCGUCGGCCCGACGCUCGACGUGUACGGGCAGAUCCGCGGCCACGUGCGGGUGCACGGGGAGAUGCGGGCGGGGGCGCAGGUCAAUUUUGGCAAGGCGGCCGUGUUCUGGCCGCAGGACGACGCGGCCAGCCAAAAGUACGAGCGGCUGCUCGGCCUCGACGGCACGGCCCGCGCGCCGGAGCGCAAGAGCGUGGAGCCGCGCUUCGAGGCCGGCGUGCGCGUCGACGCCCAGCUCGACAUCGUCGUGCAGCCGCAGGCCAAUAUGGGCGUCAAGAUUGGCGGCGGCAAGCUCGUCGGCGGCGCCACCAUCAUGGACGCCCAGCUGUCCGGCUUCCUGGCCGGCACGCUCUCCUUCCAGGCCCGGGCAAAGGCGGACACGGGCAGCCAGAACUUUACAUUUUCGUACGGCGUCCACUUCCUGUACAACAUUGGGUACUCGGCCAAGGCCGUCAUACUGGGCAUCACCGACUGGGCCACUGGAGACCGCUUGGCGUACACGCCGGACAAGAAGAUUGACGUUUACGGGCCGUUUGAGUACACUAUUCCGCUGGGAUCAAAGGCCAAACGCGCUGAGAUUGGGGCAGGAGAAGAGCAGCCGUUCAGUGCAAACAACAGCUCGAUGAAUCUGUUCGAUUUGCGUUCCGAUUCAGACCCCAUGGACACUGAUUCUAGCUCUCAGUUUAGCACUCCCAUUACCUGCCCUGCCGGUGCAGCUGGUUGGCGGCUCCCCGAGCUGCGGUUCUUUGGAGACACGCAAGUUCCCGGGACACCCACUGGGCAGGCCGUGGUCGUGCCUGGCAUGUGCAGCGCAUGGCGCACUCUCAAUCCGCUCCCAAAUCCCUUGACGUUUUCCGCCGACGCGGACGCCAAAUCAGACCGGCGGAAAGACACGUGUAUAGUGCCGGCGGGUAAAAAGUCGUACUGCCAAGAUAUUCAGGAUAAUUACCGACAGAUUACCAAACGCCGCAAAAUGGAACUCGACUGCGACGAGACGCCUCCAGCGUCGACCGAGGAGGGCGGCAUUUUUCUGCCCGCCGCCCAGCGCUCCGAGCUAUGUACCCUCAAGGUGCAGAACAAGGACUACGGAGGCAGCACCUGCCAGCAGCUGGUCCGAAACAUCAAAUCGAACUGGGGCAACAUGGAACCAGAACCGCCGAGCACCGGCCGCACAGACAAGUGGGUGAAUUGGAAGUCCAACGCGGCAUGGACGAAAAAGGGCAGCGGGGAGAACAGCCAGCGCCGUACCGAGUACCCGGAGGACAUGCCGCUGCCGGACGGCAUCAAGCGGCGGGACAGCGACAAGAUCUCGUGGGUCUUUCGGCGCAACUACACCUGGUCGCUCAACUGGAGCCCCAACGACGAGCACGGCUGGUGGGGAGCGACCGCGCGCGAGUUCAAGACGUCGUCGCACGACGCGAACAAGGUCGACGGGUGGAAGGGCGUGGCCUGCGCCAUCAACCUCUUUGACCAGGACCGCUACUACGGCUGGGUCGACGACUACAACGCGUACUGUCUGUACGGGCCGCAGGUCAACCGCAAGGGCGUCAUGGCCUGGCACUUAGGCAAGUGCAAAGUCACGUUUUCCCAUCAGGACACGGAUAGCGACUCGGAUGAUGAGUCCAUGGGCUCUGGUAGCGCAUCGUCGGAAAAGAGGUGGACGAUUACCAAGGUAGAGCGGUAUGAGGACGACGAAGAAGAACAAGUGUUCAUUCCUGUAGAGACGGUGGAUGAUGUUGCGGAUAUUGACGAUGCCGUUUUGGAGUAG